AAGAGUUAACGCAGCGAAUGGAGCAGCUGACACAGGAGGCCGAGAGCCUGGCUGCCAGAGGAACACUCAAGGACAGCAUAAUCUCCACUCUCGCUUCUCAGAUCCGAGCCAUUCUCAGAUCAGGCAAUAUGAGUGUAGUCAUCAACCAGCUGCGUCGCCUAGGAGAGGGUGACCCGAUUGGGGAGUCACCAGCCGAGGGCACACAGGGUCACCCGCCCACCACCAGCCCGAUGCCCACUGUGCCGGACUUCGAUGUUGAUGCUGUCUGCUCAUUCCUCAGUCAACCCAGUGAGGACUUGAAAAUCUAGAUAUGGAAUUCGGCGUGAGCGUGAGACAGGAUAGAGCCAAUUGCCUCUCCUAAGAGAAGAUGGCUUAUUUGUCUCAGUCCGCCAUCUCGAACGGGACGGAGCCAUCUAGUCACGUGACCCUGCAGUCUGAUGUCUCUUUAGCUCUCUCUGCGACAGAGCUCAGUGGUCGCGUGACCUGCCACGGCUCUUCUUCAUUGGCUCAACGUAGAAAGUCUCGCAUACCACGAUACAUGCCCUCUUCUGUGCCCAGUGCAAAACCUGCAUCUAAGCCAGUGCGUAUGGUUAAGCCCGAUGUUGUGCCUGAACAGUCAGUUAAACCAGAGGCAGAGCCGGUGCAAUUUGUAAAGCCUGCACCGAGCCCUGCCCCUGCGAGCAGACCUGUGUCAGUUCACACGAGAAUUGCAGAACCUACGCCAGAACCUAGGCGGGAGUUCAAGCAAACUCCAGCAAAACCUACACCUAUGUUGAAGCCCUUGGCGACCUCUACUCCAGCAAAACCCACGGGCAGAAAGGAUUCGACCAGACGAGAACGGCCGGGAAGGUUUCUCUCCGACGCGCGGAAGGUCAAGCGGAUGGUGACUGGCGUGGCCCCGUUGGACGCAGCGGUAGACUGCUCUUCGGCCCCGGAGUGGCGGGAGCGGUCCCCCAUUUCAACGCCGUCAGAUGUGGAAGCUACGUGCGUUCCGCGCCCGCAGAGCCUGCACAUCACCCGGCGAGUCGGCGUUGACGGUGUUGUCAUCGCAUGGGCGCCCUUGGACCAUGAUUGUGUCGCUGGGUUCCAGGUCCUUGUGGGAGGACGGGUUGUACAGCAUGUCAGGUCCCCUCACCGCACAAAAGCUCUGGUGACCGGGCUGCCCCUAGCCGGCGCCUUCACCAUAGGUUUAGUUACGGUUUCUCACGACGGGCGCUGUUCUACGCCUGUCAUCGUCACCCAGGACCGGUCGAGGGUCUACCCAGGAAGAAGCGCCCCUUCACGCCCGACGCUACAGAGAUGCGUCCCGACUUGCCUCUGACCUGAGCAGUCUGACCUAACCUAACGUUCCGAGGGGACCGGCCCGGGACCCACCUGGAGCCAUCCAGUGACCCAGUCACCCAGCCGUCCAUGACCUUUCUUUGCUGGAGAGAAAGUCUGCUUGGGAUGUUGUUAGAAGCAGCAUUGAUUGGUGAUAUUCUAAAUUUGUUAAUAUUUGCUCGAAUAUUUAUUAGUAGUAUUUUAAUACUACACAUUAUCUUGUUAAGAAGUAUUCCAUGAUAAUCAGUGCCUUAAAUUUGGACAUAAUUACUGUAUUGGAGUAAUGACUUGGUAAUCGAAUUGUAAUGCAUUACGGGAAUGUAAGCAAUAUGUAAAUUAUUUGAUGAAACAAUCAACCCAUUUGAAACAACACAGAACACGCAUAGUGUUACUAUGCAGGUUGCUCUGGCGGAAUUAUCACAUGAUAGAAACAGCUGCAGUUAUGUAUCCGUUCUCUCUGGUCGGCCCUCACCAAUUUCAGUCUCUUGUCAUAUCUGUGCAUUUACCCAAAAAGAAUACCAUUUUUGUCUUUUGUUUUUUGUUAUUCUGUCUUCCCACAUUUAUAAGCCCUGUAUAUCAAAGAUGUGAAAGUACAGCGUCUACGGGAACUAACUAUGGCAUGUGACCUCUGUUUAUAUAAUGGUGAAUAUACACAAUACCAUAACAUCGACUAACAACGCAACGAGUUCUUUGAAUACCAAAUUAAGUCUAGACCUGUAUUAUGAGAUCGUGGUUAAGAGUUAGUAUUGAUUGCAUGUACCAUCAUAAUUAGUUGGCAUGUUCUUAAACUAUUUGUUUGAUCUAAUGUAACUUUAAGAUACAAACUAUUUUUAGCAGUCCUCCGUUAGAAUGCGUAUUCUGGCAGUGUUUUUAGGAAGCUUUUAAAUCUUAUUGCUGUGGUAAAUGUAACAGUAGAAAUUCCUUUUAUACUUUGCAAGUGAAUAAACGUUUCUUUUUUAUAAGAUCAAUACAUAAGCAGAUUUAUAUUUCAGCAUUGCCAUAAUUAAAGCUGAAGUGAAGGGCUGAUAUUGACAGCAUUUUAUGAUUUGUGUUAUAUGAUUUGGGUAGUUUUUGGUCCGGAUAAAAGCUGCACAGCUGCCUCAUUGUUACAAGAAGCAGACAAAUCACUUGCCUGUUGGAGUAAUGACUUUUGAAGAUUAAUAUUUUUUCAGACUUUUUUGAAGUGAAUGCAAUCUUUACUACAUAUACGUUUUGUGGUGCUGUGUGUUUUACUCGAGACCAAAUGAUGAGCAUGAUUGUUUGAGAUGUUUUGCAAGGUCAGUUUGGGCUUGUGGUUGUUAUUCUCUUCAUUUUCCCUUUACCAAGGUUUUGCUUCAUUAUCAUUUUAUAUCUUAUCAUGUAAUUUAUUUACUACAAAUGAUACUGUAGGAAAAAUUCUGAGCCGGAUGGCACCUCAUUAAUUUGAUUUCUUAUGUACACAGUCUGCUAAAUUUUAUUGCAGGUAAACAUAGGAAAAAGGUAUUGUAUAUAAUUUGUAUAGUGCCAAAUAAAACUAAAGAACCGUAUUUAAAUUGAAUUUGAAAAAAAGAGUUCUGAAAACUUGUUUUUAUCCAUCACUUUGUACAUAGGAUUUGUAAUUGGCAUAUUGUUAUUCUAACCAAAUACAAAAUACGACUGAU
Messenger RNA from Penaeus monodon (black tiger shrimp), 2960 nucleotides. Its product is annotated as mucin-7-like. Bases 368 to 1321 code for a protein of 317 amino acids. The transcript has 7 exons. The record is from RefSeq and is a predicted model, not a curated record. NCBI's taxonomy places the organism in Eukaryota, Metazoa, Arthropoda, Malacostraca, Decapoda, Penaeidae.